This is a messenger RNA of Dioscorea cayenensis subsp. rotundata (Guinea yam), 2202 nucleotides long. RefSeq lists its product as uncharacterized. The coding region runs from base 240 to 2192 and encodes 650 amino acids. NCBI's taxonomy places the organism in Eukaryota, Viridiplantae, Streptophyta, Magnoliopsida, Dioscoreales, Dioscoreaceae. The record is from RefSeq and is a predicted model, not a curated record. The transcript is spliced from 6 exons.
AUUAAUGGUAGGAGAGAACAAGGGAGCUUUUUCUAAGCUUGCUUUUCACCAUCAAUGGGUCCAGAAAGCAUUGCUUUUCCAUGGAGGACAACCUUUCUCCUCCAUAACUUCUCUCCAUCUCUUUGCAGGGAUUGCUCUUGGGUUGCUCCACUUGUGUUCAAUCAACCAAGCACAGAUAUCAACCACUGUGGCUAAUCAAUCUCAUUGUUGGUGAAGAAGCUCCAGAAUCCAUUGGAGGUAUGUUGCAAUUUUUCGACUUCAAUCAAGCUAGCACAUCGAGAAAGUUGUUUGGACAUAAGAGACACAAUGACGGCCUUGAAGCUCCGAGGAAUAGCUUGGAAUUUCCAACCAAAUCAUCUCAGAUUUAUCAUACACAUCAUGAAGAUAUUCCGGUAAAGCGGCAGUCAUCGAAAUCUAUCAAUUGUCCUAAUCAACCUAAAAUGAAGAAGUCAGCAACAAACAGUGACAUGUCGAACAGAAUGCAGAACAGAAGAAAUGCUCCGAGUGUUGUCGCCCGUUUAAUGGGCAUAGACACAUUGUCAUCUGAUAAAAACUUUAGUUUCUCAGAAGUAUCAUUUGACAAGAAACUGAUUUCAUCGACUCGUGAUACAUCACUAAGAUCAUUAGCUCCUGUUCACAGCACACUUGAUUCAGACCAGUCCAACAAUAGCAUGAAAACGACAAAACCACAUUAUCGAGAACAUCCCCAAGAAGAGUUACUUCAGAGAUUUAAGAAAGAAUUUCAGGCAUGGAAAGCAUCGAAGUCUUUAGAUCGCAACCUUCUCUUGCUCAAAGAUAACCAAAGCAUAGCACAAGAAAAUCUUAACAGGAUGAAAAUGGUCAGAUACAGGGAAUCUAAGAGAAUUUCUGUCCCCGAUGAACUGAUGAAAUCUAGAAUUCGUCCUUCAACACGGAACAAGAUGUUUGAUGAUCAACAAAGAGUUCCAUUUCAAUGUGAAGUUCAUACUAAUAAACAUUUCCGAUCAAAUGUUGAGCAGGAGAUGAGACACAGAAAAGACCGAUAUUUAGCUGUUACUAACAGUGAGAACAUCGAAGAAAAAGGUAACAUGGAGAAUUUUCUUCAAGAAGUGAAAGAAAGGAUCAGGCUUGAAAUUCAAGGGCAGACGAGAAACGCAUCUACCGCUAGAGGAAUCUGUGAGAACUCAAAUGACACGACAAAUAUUGCUCGACAUAUAGCAAAACAAAUCAAAGAAAGUGUGACGAGGAAAAUGGAUAGUGCAUUGGAUUCUUCAGAAUUCAUUAACAUUGAUACAAGAAAACUCAUAAAUGAUCGACUAAAGAAUGUGUUGGCAAAUCAAGGAAAUGCUCGGAAUUCAGUCAGUCAUCUGACUGAAUUCUCCAAAACAACAACUAAAUUGAGAAGCCGGGAAGAAAAGAGAUCUAUUGAUGAAUCAAAAUCUUGUUCUUUUGGAUGUAAAAUGGAGAUUAAUUCAGGAGUCAACCUUGUAAGGUCAUAUUCUUCUCCAGCUACUACUGGCCAUUUUCGCAUUGAUAAAAGGCAAGAAUUAUCUGAACAAAAUUCUCCGAAAGUCAGGAAGUGCAAGAAAGAUGGUUUCAGUAUCAAAGGCAAGGUGUCAAACUUGAAACAAAAUCUCACACUCAAAAGAAGGUUUUUCAGUAAGAAAAAACCAGCUUCAAGAAUUGUGAUUAAAUCUCUAAAUCCUAUUUUUGCUGAACCAUCAGUUGUCAUGAAUCAUGGUACUGUGAAGGACAACCACACUGAGGUGCCUCCAAGUCCUGUGUCACCAUUUGAAGCACCAUUUCCUGAAUUCUGCUCCGAAAUUUCCGAACUGACAAUUGGAAAACUGCAAACUUCUUGUGAGGAUGAACAAGCUGAAUCAAGAGAGAUUCAAAGCACUCUUUUAGAUUGGGAUGAGAAAGAGGAGGUCAAAUGCAGCAGAAAUGGAAGAGAAAUUGGUAUGAAACACAACAUAUUGUUUGAUUUAAUGAAUGAAAUGAUUCAUUCCUGCAAAGUUCCAGAGUCAGAGAUGAAGACAAGGACUGCAUUGAAUGAGAAUAACAAUUCUAUAGAUUGCAUGGUGGCUUUUCACUUGAAGUUGACUUCAUGGUCAGGUUCAUCCCUGAAAGCUGUUGACUUUGUUGGGAGUGAAAUGGAGCUGUUAAUCUUUGGUGAAUUGAUAGAUGAACUUGUGUGUGAGUUUUUUUUGUAAUUAGUGUUAG